Messenger RNA from Tribolium castaneum (red flour beetle), 885 nucleotides. RefSeq names its product Lipoyl(octanoyl) transferase 2 (gene Lipt2). Bases 172 to 867 code for a protein of 231 amino acids. Gene Ontology annotation, molecular function: lipoyl(octanoyl) transferase activity. The transcript has 4 exons. Gene Ontology annotation, biological process: protein lipoylation. Gene Ontology annotation, cellular component: mitochondrion. The record is from RefSeq and is a predicted model, not a curated record. Lineage: Eukaryota; Metazoa; Arthropoda; Insecta; Coleoptera; Tenebrionidae.
GGCGCAUGCGCGCGCACUUUUUCAAUUUGACGGUUGACAUUUCCAGAAAAUGUAAUGAAAAAAAGCAAAAAGUCGGUGGAAAUAGUAGUGGAAACUGUCCCAGGAUUCUCAAAAGUGCGAAAGGGGGCCAUGGGCACCGCCCAGACCAUGCCGUUGACAUAACCUCAAAUCAUGCAUAAGCUAGUAAAAGUGUGGCAAAUCGGCCGUUUAAACUACUCUAAAGGUUUAAAAUUGCAAAAACACCUCGUCCAUCUCCACCAUGAACAGCCCGAAUUCGCAAAUAACACACUCCUGUGUCUGGAGCACCCCCCUGUCUACACCACGGGAAUUCGCACCAAGGAGUACCCCCAAGACGUUGCGCAACAGUUGGAGGCUUUAGGAGCGGAGUUUCACAGGACGGACAGGGGCGGAUUGAUCACGUUUCAUGGCCCCGGCCAGUUGGUUGUCUACCCUAUCCUCAAUUUGAAAGAUUUCAAGCCCAGUAUGAGGUGGUAUGUGUGCCAUAUUGAGAAAACUGUGAUACGGUUGUGUAAAAAAAUGGGGAUUGAGGCGGAGACUUCGCCGCAUACGGGGGUCUGGGUCAAUGAUAAUAAGAUUUGUGCCAUUGGGGUACAUGGGAGUCGGUUUGUGACCUCGCACGGCCUUGCUCUUAAUUGUUGCACUGAUUUGAAAUGGUUUGAACAUAUUGUACCGUGUGGCAAUGAGGGGAAAGGUGUGACGAGUCUCUCGAAAGAGUUGAACAGGCUCGUGACUGUGGAGGAGGUAAUUCCCCUCUUUCUGGACAGCUUUUCCGAAAUUUUUUCAUGCAAUUAUGUUAGUUUUCCCAAACGUGAAUGUGAUAAUAUCUUAGAAAACAUUGUUCAAUAAAAUUUUAUUACUGAAGUG